AAAAAGCUGCAGCGCACGGGUGUUGUCAUAAAUUUGCCAAUGUUCCUGAAAGAAAGACGACAUCGACCGAGUCCCUCUACUGUUAGAAAUAAAAGGAUUUUAAAUUGAGAUUUCAGAUCGAGUCUAGGUCACACAGUCGACGAGCUGCUGUUUCCUGGGGGGGUUCUGAUUUGGGCGCAACCCGUGUGCGUCUGAAUAUUCUGUCCGUGUGGAAGAUUUUCAGAGUUUUUGUAGACAAAAUGGACGAAUUUAAAGCCUGUAAUCUGGAUUUCUGCCCUGAGAACAUUUUAAUAGAUGUUUUAUCGUAUUUGAACGUUAGAGAGCUUGUCAGAGCUGGGAGAGUGUGUAAGAGGUGGAAACGCCUUGUUAAAGACCAAAGACUAUGGAGGAAUGUUGAUUUGACCUCAUGGAAAGGGGUGACCUCCCGCAUCCUUUGGGUCCUCCUGCGCCAGUUCCUGGGUUGCGGACUGAGGAGCCUUCGCUUGCGGGGUCUGCUGCUCUCUGCCCGAGGCGGCACCUUCCUCUCCGAGGCGUGGCUCAAAGCUCUGUCCACGAAAUGCCCGCGCCUCAGCAAGCUCUACCUCCUCCACUCAGAUCUGCGGAGUUUGCCCAGCUGCCGGGCCUUCCCUCCGUCUCUGAGGGCGCUGGAGCUGUGCAGCUGCGAGCUGCCUCGGGAUUUUUUCAGCCAAAGCCUGCCCGCUGCACCUCACGACCGAGCAGAAGCCACGUCCAGUGCUUCGCAACAAAGACAGGAGAAGAGAGGCAAAAGGCUCAGCUGUCAUUCGGGAAUCGGCAUCGAGAAGUUGGCCCUUAACAACGUGCCUUCGUUUACAGACCAGCACCUUCAGAGCCUGACGUCGUGGGAAAGGCUGAGUCGACUGGAGUUACGCGACACCUUUCGUGUAACAGCAGACGGGCUCCAAAGCUGUGCGGUUAAUGCAGCUGUGGGUGUGGAAAGGCUUUCCAGACUUAAAUUUCUCGAAAUAGGCGUUACGGGACGACAAGGCUACCCRUUGCAGAUGGCCUCCCUUGGGUUGAGGGCAGGCUGGAUUGGACUCGAGGAGCUGAGCCUUGGAGGUAAGGAGGUGGCGCCGGGCCUGUUCUGCACCAGCUAUCUGAAGGACCUGAAGCACCUGUGUCUUUGGGCCUGCACGCUAAGCGAGCUGCAGGUUGUGCGGAGCUGCCGGUCGAUCAGUGGACUCCGCCGGCUGGAGUUUCUGGAUGUGAUUUUCCAGCCGCGGCAGAUCCCGGACGAGGAACAGGGAGGUGGCGAGGAACGGCAGGACGAAGAGGAAGGAGGUGCGGAUGACGAUGUUAGUGAUGGAAACAGGACUCAGGAUGGAAAUGACCCGUUCCUAAGUCUGCGGCGAUCACUGACUGAAAAGCUCCCGUCCUGCGCUUUAGUUUUCACCAACUGCACUGUUCAAAUCAACCCAGACUGAAUGUCAGCAUGAAAUCCCUUUUCUAGGGCAGAUGUGGCUCAAAACUAAAAAAAAAAAAUUUUGGCCAAUAAUUUAAACCUUGGCUUCCUAAAUUCAUAUAUUGAAGUGUCCUUGAGGAAGCAUCCUGAUGCAUCUCACUAAUCCAGGUAGAAAAAUCUAAAAAAAAAUUGUUUAACUUUAAAGAUGUCCUUGAGGAAGAAACUGAACUAUACAUUAGUCCAGAGGCUUUCAUCGUGUUGACUGUAAUUCAUCUGUGUGUAUGAUAAAAGUUUUUGUGUGUUUAAAAAGGAAGUGUAUUUAAAGGAAAACAAAAACUCUUUCAGUUAUCAAUAAGAAGACAAAUGUUCUUAAAUGCAGUCCAUUUUACACUUUCACACAAUCUUCUGUGAAUUUGCAUGUAGAAAUAAUUAAAUAAUAACGCUUUAUUGUGUCAAAAGCAAGUUUUCAUCGCUCAUGUGGCAUUGCAGUUUACCGCAAUAUUUUAUAUAGUGCUUUACUAACUUUAUACAUUAGUAUUAAAUGUUAAAAAUGAAGAAAAAUAAUAGAAAUCAUCGGAUUUUUGUAGGAAAAACACAGAAAUCAUACCUUGAUGAGAUUAGUCAGAUAAUUUAUUUGUUUGAAUCUUCAAGAUUAUUUAAGAUGUAGGAUAUUUCUUGGUUUUUUUUUUUUUUUUUUUUC
This is a messenger RNA of Austrofundulus limnaeus, 2120 nucleotides long. It is a transcript of the gene fbxl12, whose product is annotated as F-box/LRR-repeat protein 12. The transcript is spliced from 3 exons. The record is from RefSeq and is a predicted model, not a curated record. NCBI's taxonomy places the organism in Eukaryota, Metazoa, Chordata, Actinopteri, Cyprinodontiformes, Rivulidae. Gene Ontology annotation, molecular function: protein binding. The coding region runs from base 240 to 1442 and encodes 400 amino acids.